Messenger RNA from Rotaria socialis, 5073 nucleotides. The record is from the annotation of a GenBank genome assembly. Lineage: Eukaryota; Metazoa; Rotifera; Eurotatoria; Philodinida; Philodinidae.
AUGAACUUUAAAGCGGUUGUCUUUCGCGAGUUUACGCCCGAAUCAUUGCGCCGUAUCGAACAUUAUCGUAAAGAAGAAGCUGAACGUAUUGCUGCUGAGCAAUUAGAACAGCAAAAACCACAUGAAGACGACAAUGAUGAGCGUCGUCGUAUGAUUAAGCCAUCAAAUGAAGAGUCAGCUGUUCCUAAACCAGCACCAAAUAAAGAAUUGGCUGUUGGAGAAACACUACCAUUGUAUUUACAACAUAGAUUUCCGCCUGAACUCAUCGGAAAACCUAUUGAAGAAAUCGAUCCUUAUUAUCGUACUGAUGAUGCAUUUAUGGUUAUUAAUAAGAAUCAUGUAAUAUUUCGAUUUAGUACAACAUCAGCUUGCUAUAUAUUUUCUCCAUUUAAUUGUUUUCGACGUAUAGCUAUACGUAUAUUAACACAUCCACUUUUUAGUACAAUGGUUAUGAUUACUAUCUUAACUAAUUGUGUAUUUAUGACACUCAAAAAUGCACCAGAAAUAAAUGAAUAUAUUUUUACAAUACUUUACACAACUGAAGCAUUAACAAAAUGUAUUGCACGAGGAUUUAUUCUAGAAAAAUAUACAUUCUUACGUGAUGCAUGGAAUUGGCUAGAUUUUAUUGUAAUUGUACUGGCGUAUAUAACAUUUUUUAUCAAUUUGGGAAAAGUUGCAGUACUACGAACAUUUCGUGUACUACGAGCAUUAAAAACUGUUGCAGUUGUUCCUGGUUUAAAAACGAUUGUCAAUGCUUUAAUACAAUCAUUUAUUGCUCUACGAGAUGUGGGUGUUCUAUCAAGUUUUAUUCUUUCGAUAUUUGCAUUGAUCGGAUUGCAAUUGUAUAUGGGUGCUCUUCGACAGAAAUGUGUGCCAACUUUUGAAUCCUUUUUGAAUAAUUCCAAUGUUUCAAGUGCUAGAAUUAAUAUGACAUAUGAAGGCUAUUUGAAAGAAAUCGACAAUGAAACUUAUUGGCAUAAAGAAAAUGAUCUCUAUGUUUUGUGCGGUAAUGCAAGUGGAAGCAUACAAUGUCCUUCAGGCUUUGUCUGUUGGAAAGAUCGAGGCAUGAGUCCCGAUUUUGGAUAUACAAGUUUCGAUAAUUACGGUUGGUCUAUGCUGGCUUGUUUUCGAUUAAUGACACAAGAUUAUUGGGAAAAUCUUUAUCUAUUAGUACUGUCGGCUGCUGGUCGCUUUCAUUUCUUUUAUUUUGUUGCUGUCAUCUUUUUUGGUUCAUUUUAUUUGGUGAAUUUGAUCUUAGCUAUUGUCUCCAUGUCCUAUCAAGAACAACAAAAGCAAGUCGAAGCCGAAAACGAAGAGCGUGCGAGACGAAAACUUGAAGAUGAACUUGCGAUACAAAAAGAAGACGCAGAAAACGCAGCGGAAGCUCGUGCACAUGCACAUUCACACUGCGAUAAAAAUGCGCUAACUUUUCAAGGCAUAAAUCCUGAUAUUGAAUUUAAACAAAAGGGAGAAAAAAAUGUAUCCUACAACGUACAAACAGCAGAAGGAUCACCUGUUCGACUUGAUCAGUCUACUGGUGUUCCUCCCAAUCCUACGACAGUAUCAAUUUUGGAUGAAACAAAACAGCAUUCAGCAAACGAAGAUAUAAAAACUCAACACAAUCAAAAUGAACAUGAUUUGACUAUGACAGCUCAUCAAUCUAAAUCUCCUAUGGAUUAUGCUCUGGUUAAUGAAGAAUUAACAGCAGAAGAAAUAGAGAGAAUAAGUAUUCGAUCAGACGAAGUGGAAUCGAUUCAUAAAGAUGAAGGAGCAAUAAUUAAAUUUCUACGAAUUUAUUGCUGUGAAUGCAGUUGUCCAUCGCCGAUAUUUCGAAAAUUCCAAGCGAUCGUUGCUUUUUUUGUAUUGGAUGCAUUUGUUGAUUUAUUUAUUACGAUAUGUAUUAUAUUAAAUACAUUAUUCAUGGCACUUGAUCAUCACGGCCAGAGUGAAACAAUGGCACGAGUUUUAACAGGUGGCAAUUAUUUUUUUACAACAAUAUUUACGGCUGAAUGUGUAUUGAAAAUAAUUGCAAUGAGCCCAUCGAAAUUUUUUAAAAACGGAUGGAAUGCAUUCGAUUUUGUCAUUGUUUCAGUCAGUCUUAUUGAAUUAGGUCUUGCCAAUGUAAAAGGUUUAAGUGUUCUACGUUCAUUUCGAUUGCUACGUGUUUUUAAAUUGGCUAAGUCAUGGCAAACAUUAAAUCGUCUCAUGUCAAUUAUUGGCAAAUCAAUAGGAGCUUUAGGAAAUUUAACUGUGGUUCUCAUUAUUAUAAUAUUUAUUUUCGCUGUUGUGGGAAUGCAGUUAUUUGGCCAAAAAUAUGAAGAAAAAUUUGGUAAAGAUAUGCCGCGGUGGAAUUUUUUUGAUUUUUUUCACGCAUUUAUGAUCGUUUUUCGUGUAUUAUGUGGUGAAUGGAUUGAAUCAAUGUGGGUAUGUCUUGAAUGCGCUGGAUGGCCAUGUAUUCCAUUUUUUCUGUUAACAUUUAUCAUCGGCAAUCUUGUCAUAUUAAAUCUGUUUUUGGCUCUUUUGCUUGCAUCAUUUGGUUCAAAUGUUUUAACUGAAAAAGAAGAAGAAGAAAAUAAGAUUGUUGAAGCUAUUGAUCGUAUUCAACGAUUUUGUCGUUUUCUAAAGCAAUACAUAAUUUAUCAUUUGUUCUGUCAAUACAAGCCACGGCGAAAACAGACUUUAAUCGAAAAUUGUGUCGAUGAUACUGUAGCUGACGAUCAAUCUCUUUCUGUUGCGCGCGAUGCAGUUAGUUAUCUUCCUGUGCCAACAUCAUCUCAGUUCGAACAAUCGACUACUUCAGUAUACAUCACUAGUGAUCCUUUAACAGCAGGUGAAGAAAUUGAAAUGGAGCCAAUGAAUACUGACUUUAUACCACCACCUCCUCCGUCAUGGGAAGUUGUUCACUUGCCACCGGAUUGUUUUUCGAAUGCAAUAACAAAAUAUUUUGCUUGUUGUGCUAAAUGUAUUCCUCAACGUAUGCAAAAGCGAUGGACAUAUCUUCGAAGUGCAGCUCAUUGGGUUGUUGAACAUCGAUAUUUCGAAUGGGUUAUUAUUAUUAGUAUAUUAACUAGUAGUACAACUUUAGCUUUGGAAGACAUCCAUACACGAAAACAGCCGACAUUUACUGAAGUUUUAGAUAUAUUCGAUAAGGUUUUUACCGUAGUUUUUACCAUGGAAUUAGUAUUAAAGUGGUUUGCAUAUGGAAUAACAAAUUAUUUUACAAGUGGCUGGAAUUGGUUAGAUUUUGUUAUCGUCGUCGUCAGUGUUCUUGGAGCUGCUCUUGAUCUAUUUGGUGUAGCUGAUAUUCCAGCAUUUAAAUCGAUGAGAACGCUGAGAGCUUUGCGUCCAUUAAAAGCACUGUCGAGAUUCGAAGGAAUACGAGUUGUUGUUAACGCAUUGUUUGGUGCUAUACCAGCCAUUUUUAAUGUCUUACUUGUUUGUCUCGUAUUUUGGUUAAUAUUUUCAAUAAUGGGCGUACAAUUAUUUGGUGGAAGAUUCUAUAAAUGUGUUUAUGUUGAUACACAUGAUCGUGUUAGUCUAUCAGAAAAUGUAACGAAUAGAAAUGAUUGCCUAAGAAAAAAUUUUACUUGGGAAAAUUCACGAGUGAAUUAUGAUAAUGUUCUGAGCGGUUAUUUGGCUUUAUUUCAAGUGUUAGGAGCUAAUGGUUCAUUAGAAAUGUUUAUGACCGAGGACCAAAAAAAAUAUUACAAUGCUAUGAAAAAAAUGGGUAAUAAAAAGCCGACUAAAGCAUUGCCAAGGCCAAGAUUCGCACUUGGACGAUUUCUUUUUGAUGUAACAACAAGCCAAAAAUUCGAUAUAUUCAUAAUGAUAUGUAUUUUUCUAAAUAUGCUCUGUAUGUGUCUUGAACAUUACAAUCAAAGUGAACAUUUCGAUCGUGUUCUUGGAUAUAUCAAUCAUUUUUUCGUUGCAGUAUUUACUAUCGAAUGUGUUAUGAAGUUAGUUGCCUUAAAUUUUAAAUAUUUUACUAUUCCAUGGAAUGUAUUUGAUUUCGUCAUUGUCAUUGCAUCGAUUCUUGGACAAACACUAGGAGAACUUAUGGCGAAAUUUUUUGUUAAUCCAACAUUAUUGCGUGUUGUUCGUGUUGCACGUGUUGGAAGAAUCCUACGUCUUGUAAAAGGAGCAAAAGGUAUUCGAACAUUACUUUUUGCAUUAGCUGUUUCAAUGCCUGCUUUAUUUAAUAUUGGUCUUCUUCUCUUUCUUGUCAUGUUUAUCUAUUCAAUAUUUGGUAUGUCAUUUUUUGGUUAUGUAAGAAAAUCAGCUGGUCUAACGGAUCUAUUUAAUUUUGAAACAUUUCCUAAUUCAAUGAUUGUACUAUUUCAAAUGUGUACGACUGCCGGUUGGUCUGGUGUUUACCAAGGAUUAACAAAUGAUCAACCACCAGAUUGUGAUCCAACUUUAAGUACACCCUCAAAUAAAGGUGAUUGUGGCGAUACAUCCAUUGCAACACCAUUUCUCGUCACCUAUGUAAUAAUUACUUCACUCGUUGUGGUAAAUAUGUAUAUUGCAGUUAUCUUAGAAAAUUUUUCUCAAGCACAAGAAGAUGUUCAACAAGGCUUAACCGAUGAUGAUUAUGAUAUGUAUUAUGAAAAAUGGCAACGUUUAGAUCCGUCAGGUUCGCAAUUCAUACAGUAUGAACAAUUAUCAGAUUUUGUCGAUGGUCUCGAACCACCAUUACGUAUUCCGAAACCAAACCAUUUCGCACUCACUGGCUUGGAUUUACCAAUAUGUGAAAAUGAUCGUAUGCAUUGCGUUGAUAUACUUGAUGGUCUUACAAAAUAUUUUCUUGGUGCAUUUGACGCCGAGGUACCUAAUGGUGACGCUGAUGCACCUAUUGACAUAAAAAAAGAUCGUCCAAAAGAUUAUCAUCCCGUAACAACAACAGUGAAACGUCAACGUGAAACUUAUUUAGGUCGAAUAGGCUUAAGACACUUUCGAUUGAAUGUUGAACGACGUAGAAAUGAACGAAAUAAUCAAGAACAAACACCGGAAAAAAAUACAAUUGAUACACACGUUGAAUCAGGUGCCGUGAACACAUCAACAAUAUCCAUAUGA